This is a messenger RNA of Fusarium poae, 1578 nucleotides long. RefSeq lists its product as uncharacterized. Gene Ontology annotation, molecular function: transmembrane transporter activity. The record is from RefSeq and is a predicted model, not a curated record. The transcript has 3 exons. Bases 1 to 1578 code for a protein of 525 amino acids. NCBI's taxonomy places the organism in Eukaryota, Fungi, Ascomycota, Sordariomycetes, Hypocreales, Nectriaceae. Gene Ontology annotation, biological process: transmembrane transport. Gene Ontology annotation, cellular component: membrane.
AUGGCUGACGGCAUAACCACCAAAUCUGAGCUCGAACAGGCUCGUGCAGAAGAGAUGGAACAAACAGGAGACAACAUCGCUAGAGUUAAUAGUAUCCGGUCUACACAUCCGGACAAGCCUCAAGAGGAUGGAAUUUAUGCACAAGCACUUGCACAAUAUCCAACCGACGACUCGAUCGACCCAAUCUUGGAAAAGAAGGUUAGAAGAAAACUGGACCGACUUAUCAUUCCCGUUCUUGGAGUUUGCUACUUCUUCUAUUAUGUCGACAAGACCACACUUUCAUAUGCUGCAAUCUUUGGGCUAAGAGAUGACCUCAGCUUGAAAGGAGACGAAUACUCUUGGCUUUCCAGCAGUUUCUACUUCGGCUGGCUUGUCUGGGCCAUCCCCUCGAACCUCUUGAUGCAACGCAGCCCCCCUGGAUAUUACUUGGCCUUCAACAUCUUCAUGUGGGGUGCUCUCCUCAUGACACAAGCUGCAGCAAACAAUUUUGCUGGUCUUCUUGCUCUAAGAAUCCUCUCUGGUGCAUUUGAGGCCAUCGCUGAUCCAGCCUUCAUGCUCAUUACCUCGAUGUAUUUCACGCGAGAGGAGCAACCAAGUAGAAUUUCAGCUUGGUAUGCUUUCAAUGGCGUUGGGGUUGCUGGUGGAGGUCUGAUCGGCUAUGCUAUUGGUAACAUCCGAGGGGCACUUCAGUCCUGGCGGUAUGAGUUCCUUGUUGUCGGUGCCUUUUGUUCCGCUUGGGCUAUUGCUCUUGUCCUGCUGCUACCGAAUUCACCCCGUACUAUUCGGGGUUUCUCACACGACGAGAAACUCGUCAUGAUCGCCCGAAUGCGACGCAACCAGACAGGAAUCGAGCAACGCAGAAUUAACUGGGGGCAAAUCAAGGAAGCCUAUCUUGACUAUAAGACAUGGCUUUUCACAUUGCUUGGUUUUGUGUCUAACGUUCCCAAUGGCGGCAUUUCCAACUUUUCGACACUUGUCAUUAAAGGACUUGGCUUUGAUACUUUGCACACUGCUCUCUUGGGUAUCCCCCAAGGUGCUCUCGUUGUCAUCUGGAUUGGUUUAGGUGCUUUAGCGAACAAGUACAUGCCACCCAACAGCCGUACACUUGUCAGCGCCAUCUUUAUGAUCCCAACUAUUGCUGGUGCACUUGGUUUUCUUCUUGCUCCUGCGGAUGCAUAUGUUGGUCGUUUGAUUUGCUUCUAUCUUACUGGAUCAUAUCAAGCAUCCUUUGUUAUCUGCUUAUCCCUUAUCACCUCAAACACUGGUGGUCAGUCCAAGAAAAUGAUUGUUUCUGGAAUGAUCUGGUUCGGCGCCUGCAUUGGAAACAUUGCAAGUCCAUUUUUCUAUCGUUCCGAACAGGCGCCUACGUACCCCCUUGGUAUCGGCUCACUGCUUGUCGCCAACUGCAUAGAGUUUGUUCUUUUCUUUGUCUUUAGAUACGCUUUCAAGUGGGAGAACAAGAAGAAAGAAAAGCAACGCGAGGCUUUGCGUGCAGCAGGCCAUGACAUUACUGCGAAUGCAACCGCUUUCACAGACAUGACGGACAAGGAGAACCCCAAUUUUGAAUAUGUUUACUAG